Messenger RNA from Acomys russatus (golden spiny mouse), 591 nucleotides. RefSeq names its product CD177 antigen-like. Gene Ontology annotation, cellular component: plasma membrane raft; plasma membrane. NCBI's taxonomy places the organism in Eukaryota, Metazoa, Chordata, Mammalia, Rodentia, Muridae. The record is from RefSeq and is a predicted model, not a curated record. Gene Ontology annotation, biological process: cell-cell junction maintenance; regulation of integrin-mediated signaling pathway; positive regulation of neutrophil degranulation.
AUGGGGCUGUGCGUGGACAUUGUCAUCUUCGCCUGCAGCAAUGUAGGGAGUGAAAAAUCUCUCAUAUUGGGGAGCAAAGGCUGCAGCAACGCUGGGGAUCAGGAGAUCAAAGAUGUCAGGGUGUAUUCCAGUGGACCCGGAAUAGUGGCUGCCUCCUAUGUCAACUUCUGUGACACUGAUCUGUGCAACGGAGCUAACAGCAGCAGCGUCCUGCUCGCCUCCCUUUCUCCUUCAGCCACUUUUGAGCCAGGAACCACCAAGUGUCCAGUCUGCUUGGAGCUUCAGGGUUCCUGCUCCCACAAGUCCAACUUUGUCUUCUGCCCUAAGGGCACUGGUUGCUAUACAAGUGAACUCAAGGUUCAGGGAGGUGGGCUCAAUGCCAUUUUUAGCAUCGAUGGAUGCCUGGUCUUUCCUGCCAGCAAUUUAUUGGAACACCGAAAUCCAAUCGGGAUUUUCACCGUGACGGAAGCCCCUGAUUUAUUGACUGGAGAUUCGUUUUCACAUAUACUUGUCCCUCGCACCUCCCGGGCGUUCAUGUUAGGGCGGGCUCUUCUCCGCCCUUUGUUUGGAGGGCUUUGUCCUCUCUGCUGA